AUGACACUAUCGUCCGAAUCAGCAGUCCAGCUGUCCCUCAAACAGUAUACUUCCAUAAUAUCCUCACUUCCGUUAGCGAAAGAGACGUCAGCCAUAGUUAAUCGCAUUAUUAGAUAUAUCCGGGAAGCGAAACUGAAACCCGACUUGGUUUUCUAUACGGCGUUAAUUGACUAUUAUGCAAAGAGAGCUUUACUAGAUCAAACACUCGAAAUAUACCAGGCAAUGCUAAGCGACAAUAUUAAACCGAACGUGGUUACGUAUGCAAAAUCAGGUCAUCUCGAAACGGGGAAGGUAUUCAGGAGCAUGCAUCGCGUCGGUAUUUUCCCGAACAUUGCACAAAUGAGGCUUUGGAUUUUUCGACGAGAUGCGAAGAAAGGGCAUAAAACCAGAUCUGCGCACGAAUUCAGAACGGAUUCCGAGCACAAUUAA
Messenger RNA from Paraglomus brasilianum, 429 nucleotides. The record is from the annotation of a GenBank genome assembly. NCBI's taxonomy places the organism in Eukaryota, Fungi, Glomeromycota, Glomeromycetes, Paraglomerales, Paraglomeraceae.